Prosopis cineraria is the source of this 3347-nucleotide messenger RNA. RefSeq names its product probable E3 ubiquitin-protein ligase RHG1A. The transcript has 7 exons. The coding region runs from base 753 to 2903 and encodes 716 amino acids. Lineage: Eukaryota; Viridiplantae; Streptophyta; Magnoliopsida; Fabales; Fabaceae. Gene Ontology annotation, molecular function: ubiquitin protein ligase activity. The record is from RefSeq and is a predicted model, not a curated record.
GUUUUGAAUUGGUUCAUUUUGCGAGGGGGAGAUGCAUGCUGGGGGAAAACAAAAGGGAAAAGAGGUGAGCUUUUGGAAACGGGCUUUGGCUUCCUUUCCUUGUCACUCAUUACCCUACCAUAUUAAUCCAGAUUUUAUUUUUCCCUUUUUCAAAAUCUUUAUAAUUAUUCACGUCUUAGUUGUAAAUUACUGUCCGUCUCUCUCUGUAGGGUCAUUUUGUAAAUUCAAAAGAUUACUGUCCUCUUUAAUCUCUCCCUUUUCAUUUUUUCUCCCAUUGCUCUCUAUCUCACUUCAAUCCUCCACCACACCAUCCGAGGCUCUCUCUCCUUGUCCCUUCCCAUUUCUGACUCCGUGUUCUGCCCUCUUUGUUUGCCCUGGAAGGAGGGAGGAGGGAACGCUCGUCCAAUCCAAUCCAAGCCGCCGGCCGCCGCCAUGGGCGCUUCCCUUCUUUUCCUUCUUUCUCUCGCACGUCGUCCUCUGAUUUUGCGGUAGAUCGUCCUUUUCUUAAUGCUUUCGUCUGGUUUUGUAUCCAAUUUUGUGCUGUCAAUGAUCGAGCUGAUCUUACGGAGACUGUAGUUCUUAUUCCGCUUGGCUCAUCUUAUCCUGCAAAAUGAGUUGACUUUAAUGUGUGCUAACCAUAUGGUCUUUUUCUUCUUUGGAUUUUCUAAACUUGAUGUACCGCGUGCUUCAUUGUUGAGGUUAUCAAUACAUAUUCACCCUCAUCGUUUAGUGUAUCUUUUAUUGCUGCCCCAAUGCAAGGUCAGAGGGGUGCAAUUGGUUCCUUGCCUGAAACCUUAGAAUUCAACUGUGGAUCCACAUCUAGUAAUCCUACUGUGGAUCAGCAAAUUUGCUGGAAUAAUAUGCGGAAUCCUGCUGAUAAUGAUAGUGAUAUACCUGAGUAUUUACUUCCUUUGAGUGAUAUGGACCCGCCAUAUAUGAAUUCGAUAAACCAUGAAUGGCAGAAUUCAAGUGGAUGGAGCUUAGGUGAGCCAAGUUCUAGCAAUACCCAGAGUGAAACCAACAAUAACCAGCAGAAAAGAGAACUUGAAUGGACAUCUCCAAUUAGUGCUGGUCCUGUAGCUGGUCCAAGUGCAGAAGGAAGGCACUUUGAACCAACCAUUAUUCUUUCGGCUGACAAUGUCAAUUCCAGUCCUAUGUAUAUGCAUAGCUCCAAUUCUCACGUGUCAAAUCUCAAUUUAAAUGCUGGCUUGUCAGAUGGUGGUGGUGAUAAUAGCCAGUGUUUGGAGCAUCCUAACUUGCACAAAUCUAGUGGAUCAGUAAAUGAGCGUGUUCCACCUAGCAUUGUUACCGGUCCUUUUCCUCCUCCUCCUGGAAAUAACAGCUUCGUGCUAGAAGGCACUGAUGUUAGGUCAGGCUGUUCUCUAGAUGUGCGCCGUGCUUCUUGUAAAAGAAAGGCCAUUGAAGAAAAUGUUGGACCAUCUUUUGACAGUGGAAGUUCUAGUUCUAGUCAGCAUACAGAAAGCAGUUCAUGGAACACUCUUCCAACUCAGGAUAAUGCUGGGAGCAGUUUAAGUAGAUCUGCUUCAUCUGAGCAGGCAAUUGCUAGACUUGGGCUGGGAAUGGGGGAUGAAGCCCCUGAAAACCUUCCAGAUUCAAAUGAUGAAGGGGGCACAGAGGGCUUCUGCAGGAAUCUCCGUUUGAGGAUAAGUCCUUCAAGCCAACAAGAUUCAAUUCCUCCCCCUGCAGUCUCUACUGGGAGUGUGAUUAGGCAUUCUAGUAUGUCAACCUCUUCAAUGUCACAAAGGUUUCGGCCUGUUGAUAACUCCCUGGACUUGAGGGCAGCACCAAUGGUAGAUAACGUAACUCCACAAAGCCAGCCCCUUGUGAUCCAUGUUCCUGCUUUACCAAGGAAUAUGCAAUCAUUAAGAUGGAAUGGUAGUUCUAGCUCAAGAAACAGCCAAUCAUCAAGCCCAAUCCUUUGUGCAGAUAGGGAUAACCAGCCACGGGAAGAAUCUAGCUCAAGAAGUAUUUCUAGAAACAUUUUUGAUCGUCCAGUAUUUGUACCAGCCACUGAUUUAAGAAAUCUUGUUCGAAAUCCAACAAUUAGAGCUUCAGGUAGUGCAAAUUUAAGCAUGUCAGGAAAUGUUGCUUCUUCUUCACGGGCAGGAUCAAAUUCAGCUAUCAACCAGUCAUCUGCCUCAACAUGGGUUUCUCGUCCUAAUCCUCCACAGUAUCCACGUAGAUUAUCCGAAUAUGUUCGUCGAUCAUUGUUUUCUCCUCCUUCUGAGGCUGCUGGAAGUCAAAAUCUAAGCAAUAAUUUUUCUUCUCUGCGUUCUGGUCCUUCUGCAUCAUCUGAAGCAAGGGUGCCAACAUCUGGGGCUGGUGGCCAAGGACUUCAUCAAUCACAUCCGAGAUCUAUGUGGAUGGAGAGGCAAGGUGAUGCAGAAUUUGGAAUUCCUUAUUCUUUGCGAAGUUUGGCUGCUGCUGGUGAAGGAAGUAGUAGUAGACUUGUAUCUGAUCUGCGUAAUGUUUUGGGCCUCAUGCGAAGGGGUGGAGGUCUGCGAUUGGAGGAUGUUAUGAUUCUUGACCAAUCAGUCUUUUCUGGAAUGGCUGAUAUUCAUGAUCGACACAGGGAUAUGCGUCUUGAUGUUGAUAACAUGUCUUACGAAGAAUUGUUGGCUCUGGAAGAGCGAAUUGGAAAUGUUAGUACGGGAUUGAGCGAAGAAACUGUAGUGAAACUUUUGAAACAGAAGAAGUAUUCAGUUGAAGGAGGAUCUCAGCUUGAGGCAGAACCGUGCUGUGUCUGUCAGGAGGAGUAUGAUGACGGAGAUGAUAUUGGAACCCUUGAUUGCGGGCACGAUUACCACACAGACUGUAUCAAACAGUGGCUAAUGCAUAAGAACCUGUGUCCCAUUUGCAAGACAACGGGCUUGGCAUCGUGAGACAAGACAACCAUUCAAUUCUCAGGCAUUUGAUUCCAUCGAAAACAAAAUCUGGAGAUUUAGAUGUAGGUGGAGAGAAUUGGCACAAUUACCUUAGAAAGUCAGGUUAAUUGAAGCGGAAUUCUCUGGUGCUUUGCUGCCUUGUCCGUUGUCAUACCCUCUUUCUAUCUAUAGUGUUGGUAAAUGCUCAAGCACCAGUCCAUGUGACAAAUUACAAAUGUCUUCCCUUCCCCCUUCCCCCCAAUCUUCGUUUUUAGCAUUUUGUUUAUUUAUCUAAGCCAAUGAUCUCGUACUUUAUGGGACUGAUAAUUGGCAUUGGGUGAAGGAAGCAUUGUUCGUCUUUAUUCUAGUUGAUCGGGAUUGGUUUUUACUCUUUACUGUCUAUCAAAAGCAUUUUUACAUUGCCCAUGAUGCUAAAAUCAAUGUUUUUUAUUCGAUUUAUUA